GCCUAUAUCUUACGGAAAAUCAAAUAUAAUCUUGACAUACCAUAUGGUGUACGUAUUACGAUCGUCUUGCUGCCUGUCCCGGCUUACAUCCCAUAAUUUCAACUUAUGAAUAUUAAUAACCUACGCUAAUUAGGAAAUCAAAUAGUUGUCGUCUACAUUAAUACUCGAUUUUUUUAAAGACAAAAAAUAUAUUUAAGUUCUGAUUAGCUUUUACUAGUACGCAUUGCCUCUUUAUCCUUGUAUUUUGAGUAUUCGUUCAUUAUUUUCCUAACUUUCUAUGGAGAUGGGUCACGAGACCAACGGAUGGCCAAUGGACUCAGACACACCGGCUGAGACACAGGGAGCCCGGCGAGCCCGGCUGUAGUUGAACAAAUAAAUCAAUAAAGUACUCUGGGUUUCCUGUGUUGAGAUUUGAAACAUUAUUAACUUGGAACCUUUCAAUUAUGCACAAAAUAUUUAAUUUCGAUUUGACUCCAUCGUCAAAUUCUUUUUAUUCUUCCUCGAACGUUAGGUAUUACCAAGUACUUCCCAAAAACGAAAUAAAAAAGAGCUCGAUCAUUAUGGUCAGCGGUAUACGCGUCUUCUUUCCUAGUCCGCCAUUUUGUGAGUUGUUUUGAGACGCCGCUGACCAGUACGAUAGGGCGAUCGCAAGCGUACUUCCGCGGUGCCUGCGUAGAGAGGAUGCGCGCAAACAAUGCUUGUGAACGUCCUUAAAAGCACACGUUUCUUUUAUUAGUUUGGCUGCUUUCUGAUGUACGAAGAUGGAUGUGAUGAACGAACAAGACAAUAAAAUAAUUCAGAAAAAUUACGUUCGACUUCUCGAGACCWUGGAAGYACAMAACCUUUUGGGCUACCUGUAUCAAGAGGGUGCGUUGAGCGAUCAUGAUAAAGAAAAAAUAUACGCAUUAGGUACCUCCAAAGAAAAGGCUGAAACUUUAUUAGUCAUAAUAAUGAAGAGAAAGGAUGGCUUGAAAAUGCUGAUCAAGGCGCUGCUACUAUCUAGAGUCCAAGGGUUUUUGGGGAAUGAACUACUGGAAAUAGUUACAUGGGGUGAACGAGAGAUGGAGACUUUUAAACUCGAACUGCAGGGCAAGAUCGAUCAUCAGCAGAUGCUUGAAGCGAACGUGGCAGCUUUGAAGCAAGAAAACAACCAGCUAAAAGAGAAGAAUGCUAACCUCACAGAAAGACUUCAGGAGAAAGACGAGACGAUAAUUGCCCUGAGACAGCAACUGCAAGAGAAAAAUAGGAGAGACGUGCCAAAACAACCCAAACUCUCUCGAAGUCCUGCAUUUCUCCAUACAUGUAAUGGAAAGCACCGGCGGUCCCAGUCAGAGACAAGAUAAACAGCUGGAAUACUAAUAAUAAACUUUAUUUAUACACGGAAUUACAUCAUCUAUAUCUAUAAAUGCUCUUCCUGAGAGCCUUGUCAUACAAGACAAAGGUAGAGAAGAUAAGAAAUAUAUAUGUACAAACAAAUACUAAAUUAAGAAUUUACUAAUAAAAUACUUUUAAAACUGA
Molecule: messenger RNA, 1518 nt
Organism: Actinia tenebrosa (Australian red waratah sea anemone)
Lineage: Eukaryota; Metazoa; Cnidaria; Anthozoa; Actiniaria; Actiniidae
Biological process (GO): regulation of apoptotic process
Source: RefSeq, a predicted model, not a curated record